This is a messenger RNA of Ananas comosus (pineapple), 1948 nucleotides long. RefSeq lists its product as uncharacterized. The coding region runs from base 165 to 1424 and encodes 419 amino acids. NCBI's taxonomy places the organism in Eukaryota, Viridiplantae, Streptophyta, Magnoliopsida, Poales, Bromeliaceae. The transcript has 12 exons. The record is from RefSeq and is a predicted model, not a curated record.
AUCUCAGCAGUUUCCAGCUCAUAAAUAACCCGUGCAAAAGCCGGGAUCGGAAACUCUUGAUAUAAUUAUAAAUAAAUAAUUAAAUUAUUAGUUAAUUAAUUAAUUACACUACUCUUCUCCCUCGCGCUGUGGAGGCGGUGGGGAGGGAGAGCGAUGCGCGCGCCAUGGCCGAGGCGAAGGAGAUCUCCACCGCGAGCGGCGACGCCCCGUCCAGGAUUGAGUUACUUAGCAUGGUGAGAAAGCACUCCAACUUAUUGGGGGAGGCAGUUGUUGAUGAGCAAGAUGAUUCGGACAUCGGAAUGGAUGCUCGAUUCUGGCAUGAAAUGCUAGAUCUAUACUUCAUACGUGGUAGAGUAUCAAAGGGAAAGGAGGAGGACGAUCUCAUAUUUUUUGUUAGAAAUAUGAGCUUGCAUGGAUAUGGAUUCAAUGACAAUAUGGAGUCUGUUUCUCCGUAUUUUGUCCGCAGAUGGGCUCCCAUGCUUGAGAAAGUAGUUGGUGAAUAUUCUGGUGAUAUAGACUGGGGAAGUUCUUUUUACUUGAAUUUAAUUGCUCAUACAUCUUUCACCAUCACAGUAGCUAUUUGCAGUAUUCAAGAUCUUCGUAAACAUCAAAAUGGUGAGAAUACAUCAUUAUCUCCUAUAUACAAGGUUGUCAAGACUGUCUAUGCAUCCCCUAGCCGUGUUAAUUUUCACCUGGACGAGAGAAAGGCUGCAGAAACACUGCCUGCCUACCCAAACAUUUGUUUUGCUAUUGAUGACUUUGACGAUACUUUUGAUGCUGUGGUUUUGACAGAAGUAGAUCAUUGCUAUUGUGUAAUUCUUAACGCAAAUGGUGGGGCAGCGUUUCCAGCAGAUAAUGAUCCACAGGACAACAAUUUAAGCAGGCCUUCUGGGAAUGACAAUGAUGGCAAGAGAGUCAAGCCGUCUAAGCUUACCCUCUUCUCAGGAUUUGUCAGCUAUCAAAUGGUCCGAGAAGCAUAUGAUGCUGGGAAGUCUAGAUUUGGUAGCCUUCUAUCACUUGGCCAUUCUCACGAAAAGACCGACAGGCUGUACAUGAGGGGUCCCGGAGGACGUGGUGAAGUUGAAGUAGCCGUUUCGGGAAUAGCAGAUCAAAGCCGUGAAAGCACCGGUCCCAAGUCAUUACAUCAAUUAUCUAAGAAAGGCUUAGGGACUGGGCUAGGAAGCAUUGUUCAUAAAGCGGCUUCAGCUGCUUCUGAGUUGGCCAAGCAUGCUUAUGCUGCAACUUCUUCUGGCAGGAAAUUUGACGAAGAGCUUCUGCCCCUCAAGUGUUGCUUGAUGUCCAUUUCUCUUCCGUGGGAGACCAUCGCACAUGACCUUCUAUUCAAGGUAAGUGUUUUGUCAGAAUUUUGGGAGACCAUCGCACAUGACCUUCUAUUCAAGUCCAGCCCUCCACUGUCUCUAUGAUCAUCGGUAGGAACCAAGACGCCAUCAAAUGGCUAAUCUGGACAUGCUUUACAUCAAGUGCACUGCGCAAGUUAUGUAUAUCGACAAGUUCAAUUCCUUUUACAGUUAGCUUCAUUUAUUUAAUUGAUUGAAACUUGAAAGAGCUCUGUCCCAUUUUGAAUUUUGAAGUUGUAGCUACCUGCAUAGUGAGUUUCUCUGAUGUCUUGAAAAUACCUGGCCAACACUAAGAAAAGCGGAGAAGGUUUUCGAUACAGGAGAAAAUGGUUUGACUCGAGGCCCCGAGGGUCUCUAAAAUUGGUUUGAUUCUCAAAUUGAGCCUGUAUAUAUUCAUAAUAAGUACAAAUCUUUUAUGAAAUUGUUUAAGUUUCAUGACUGAGAUAUCUUUUAUCUGUAUAUUUUUGUUGGCUCUUUCUUCAUGGGGUGGUGAGUUGCGUCGGAGGUCCUCUACCUCUGCAUUGCAGGAGAUUUUAACUUUUCAUUUGUUAUUACAAUCAUGUCCUCGACCUCUAUUAUUUGUUUUAACC